Molecule: messenger RNA, 4159 nt
Organism: Malus domestica (apple)
Lineage: Eukaryota; Viridiplantae; Streptophyta; Magnoliopsida; Rosales; Rosaceae
Product: probable disease resistance protein At4g27220
Molecular function (GO): ADP binding; ATP hydrolysis activity
Source: RefSeq, a predicted model, not a curated record
UUGAGUCGGAGAGCCUAUAAGAUUAAACAAGAAGUUCUUCAGCUCUAGAACGAAGGAGCAUUUGAAAAUGUGGCCCAUCCUGCACCUCCACGAGAGAUAUGGUCAACAUUCAAGAAAGGUUUUAAGGAUUUCAAGUCCAGAAUGGCAUACAUGAAUGAGGUGAUAGAGGGUUUGAAGAGGGAACGAGUACGAAUGAUCGGGAUUUGUGGAAUGGGGGGUGUGGGUAAAACCACAAUGGUGAAAGAAAUCAUCGAAAGAUUGGCAAAACUAGACUUGUUUGAUAAAAUUGUAAUGGCAACUGUGUCUCAAAGUCCAAGUAUUAGGAUGAUCCAGUCGGAAAUUGCAGACAAAAUAGGUUUGAAAUUUGAGGAGGAAUCCGAGCCCGGAAGAGCACUAAAGCUACGUGGGAGACUCAUGGAAAUAAAGAGGAUCCUGAUUGUAUUAGAUGAUGUCUGGACAGAGCCUGAUUUUGAGGCUAUAGGACUCCCUUGUGGAGAUGAUCAUGAAGGGUGCAAAGUUUUGUUGACAUCACGAGAUUCGGAAGUCUGCAACAGGAUGGGAAGUCAACAAAUUAUUGCUGUCCCGAUUUUAACAACAGAAGAAUCACAGGAGCUCUUUAGAGAAAUGGUAGGUGAAUCCUUCGAUGAGCCUGAUUUACGUUCCAUUACAAAAGAGGUCGUGCAUGAAUGUGGAGGUUUACCUAUUGCAAUUGUAACUGUUGGAAAAGCCCGAAAAGAAAACAAGCGUGAAUGGGAUGAUGCCCUUAAUCAGCUGCGAAAUUCUACCCCAGUGAACAUCCCUGGAGUGAAUGACAAAGUUUAUUCUUGCAUAAAAUGGAGUUAUGAUAGAUUGGACAGUGAUGAAGCCAGAUCAUGUCUUUUACUUUGUUGUUUAUUUCCAGAAGAUCAUGAUAUUUCAAUUGAGUAUUUGGUUCGAUAUGGGUGGGGUCGAGGAUAUUUUAGCAACAGCUUUACUUUGGAAGAUGCAAGAAAUAGAGUGCAUUCUUUGGUUGACCAACUAAAAAGAAGGUUUUUGUUGCUAGAUAGUGGCGAGGAUAAGUUUACCAAAAAGGUUGACAUGGUUCAGUUUACAAAAAUGCAUGACAUUGUUCGCGAUGUUGCCAUAUCAAUUGCUUCAAGAGAUCCACAUCGAUUUCUGGUAAGAUGUCAUGCUGAAAAUAAGGGGUGGCCGAAUUUAGCUACAUAUGACAAUUACACUACAAUCUCACUUGUUGGCGAAUUGGAGAUUCCCGUUGGUUUGAAAUGCCCAAAACUUGAGCUUCUACAGACGAUAAAAGGAAGUUUUUCAGAAGAUGGCAUGGACAUCAUUUGUGAUGCGAUGAAAGAACUGAAGGUUUUAGCUUUGGUGGAAAUGGAAGGCCUAGACUCAUUAAGUUCACUAGGAGUACCGAAGAACCUGCGGACAUUGUGCUUAGAUGGGUCUAAAUUUGAUGGCAUGUAUACUGAUGUUAUUGGGAGUUUGGAGAAUUUAGAAAUCCUCAGCUUUCGGGAUUGUCGUUCCAUGCAUGAGUUGCCGAGGGAAAUUGGUCGACUUAAACAGUUAAGGUUGUUAGAUACGACAAACUGCAGGAAACUUAAGGUGAUUCCACAUGGUAUCUUCUCCAGCUUAUGUAGACUUGAAGAGUUGUAUAUGCUUGAUAGCUUUGGUGAAUGGGAAAUUGGAACAGGAAGAGAAGAGAAGGGGAUGGCAAGCAUUUCUGAGGUGAUGUCUCUGUCUGAUCAUUUGAAGGUUCUAGCCAUAGAGAUACCCAGUGUCAUCCACUUGUUGCCAAAAGACAUAGUCUUGAAAAGCCCAACAAUAAAAUUCUAUAUACACUUAGGAUGUGACAAUGUAGUUCCUGAGAAGAUGACACUGGAAAAUUGUUUGGCGAUUUAUGGAAGUGAUGCAAUGGAGUUGAAGGAGAGUCAAGCAGUUAGACUUCUGUUGAAAAAAUCUAAAAUUUUGAUUUUGGACAGUGUUAAGAAUUUCUCUGUCCUCAUUGAUUCAGACCAAGAUGGAUUUCAAGAUUUGAAACUUUUGCAUCUUAAUAAUUGUCCAAAUACCAAGUAUCUUGCAAAUAGAACAAGUGCGACCCAGCAGACACUCUUUCCUCGCAUACAGUCAGUUAGUCAGUUCCCGGAUAACUUUUUGUCCAACCUAAGAUUCCUUUAUUUGGGAAAUUGUGAUGUCUUAAAAUAUGUCUUUUCACUAUCAAUAGCGAGAAACUUGGUACAACUCAAGGAAUUAAGUAUUGAUGAAUGUGAUGAAAUGGAAGAAAUUGUGUCGAAGCAGGGGAGGGAACAUGAGGAGGAAGCCAAUAUGAUAUCUUUCCAUAAUUUAACCAAUUUGACUCUUAAGGGUCUAGAGAGUUUGGUCGGUUUCUUCCGAGCCAACACGCUAUGCUCCAACCCAAAGGAAACAACGCCAAGGCUUGGGCAUCAAUCUGCAGGAAUAUUUGAAAAAGCAAUAUUUCCAUCAAAGUGCAUUUCAUGGUUCCCAAGUUUGGAAAAGGUAAAAUUGGAGGAUAUGAAGUUUGACGGCGUGCUAUUUGAUCUGAAAAUCCAUAUAGUUAUGGAUGGGCAGACAACUCCAACAUUUCCCCAUUUACGUAAGUUGAAGAUACUCAAUUGUACGUAUACACACUUGUGGAAAAACAUUCCGUCUAGAUUUCAAGGCUUCCAAAAUUUGAGACAUUUGGGAUUGAGAAAAUGUUCUGGUCUAAAAUAUGUGUUCUCGCAUUUAAUUGCCCGAGAACUUUUGAAUCUUGAAGAGAUAGAGAUAUCAACAUGUCCGGACAUGGAAACUAUAGUCAGAAUCCCAAAGGAAAAUGAAGAUGAGGCAACAAAAGACAUGAUUUUGUUUCCGAAACUGUCCACAUUUGAACUAGUAGACCUGCCUCUUCUCACAAGUCUUUGUUCCGAAGGAUCUACAUUUCUAUGGUCAUCCACAAAAAAUAUGCACGUGGAAAAAUGUGAAAAAUUGAAGACAUUGUGUGCUGUAAUUCCACAAAGAAAGAAGUUGGAGAAUAAGUCUGAGAAGGAUUCAACAAGUCACGAUUUCAGCACUUCUCCAUCAAAUUGGUGUCCUGCUGGAUGUGGAUGCACACCAUAUUCAAGACCAAACGCCCACCGCUCCAUUGAAAUAUUGCCACGUCCAAUUAAUCUGGAGGUUACACCAACCAAUCUUGAGGACUCAAAUGAUUAUGAUAAUCUCGAAAUUCUUACUGUACGUGAUUGUAAUUCAAUGGAAGUGAUUUUCCACCUAAAGGGACCGAAGCAUGAUAAAAGUAGUCACUCCUUUGAAGGAUUCAAUAAAUUGAGGUCCUUGUGGUUAUAUAAGUUGCCAAGUUUAACACGUGUUUGGGAAACGGGUAGUUCACAACAGAUGUUCACAGGAAGCAGCUUCGGAAACUUGAAAUCAUUGAAGGUCAAUUGUUGCAACCAGUUGAAAUACUUGUUUUCUUCGUCCAUAGUCAAACUUCUUGUGAGUGUAGAGGACAUAAAAGUUGAGAAGUGUGAGCAGAUGGAAGAAAUCGUUGCCGCAGAAGAAGAAACAGCUGAAAUAAUUACAUUACCUAAAGUGAAGUCCAUCAAGCUUAAAAGGCUGCCAAAACUCAAGUAUUUUUGUGGUGAAGCUUAUACUUUGAAGUUGCCGUCUUUGGAGUUAUUGAAGGUUAUUAAGGUCCAAAACUUAAAGCUAUUUGCUCCUAAGCUUGUUGACACACAUCCCCGAUUGCAAGUACGCACCGCGUUGGGAGUAGCUGAAUGGAUGGAGGACCUCAAUGCCACUUUAAGGAACAGUUACGUUCUGGUUGAUAAUUUACAGAAGGAUAACGAUGACGAAUUGUACAGUGAGGAUGAAAAUGAAGAUGACGAACUCUAUGGUUACAUGAAGAUGACUAACACAAUUGAUUGAUCAAGCACAAAGGACAAGAGUUUACAGAACGUUGUGUACAAGCCAAUAAAAGGUCAUUUGUUGACCAGAAUUUCAUUCCAAAAUACUAUUUAAAUUGCUUAUUUGAUGUAUUAUAAAUUUCGAUUGUGAUUAUUACUGUUUGUUUCUAAACUAGCGUUUGCUUAUUUGUUAUGAUAAUUUGGAAAGGUUGUCUCUAGCUACCAAUAUUUGCAUUUCAAUUUAUAAUGCUAAAAGUUCUGUAAUA